Molecule: messenger RNA, 3369 nt
Organism: Limanda limanda (common dab)
Lineage: Eukaryota; Metazoa; Chordata; Actinopteri; Pleuronectiformes; Pleuronectidae
Gene: apba1b
Product: amyloid beta (A4) precursor protein-binding, family A, member 1b
Exons: 12
Coding region: 1-3369 (1122 amino acids)
Biological process (GO): chemical synaptic transmission
Cellular component (GO): plasma membrane; dendritic spine; cytoplasm
Molecular function (GO): protein binding; amyloid-beta binding
Source: RefSeq, a predicted model, not a curated record
AUGAGCCACAAGUACCAGGGGGAGGAGCCGGAGGAGGAGCCGGGCGAGGAGCACAAGGCGCCUCCGAGGAGCCGGCAGCCCAACGGCACGCCGCGCGGGGAGCCGGCGCCGCCGCGGCGCUCCUGGAGGCCGUGCCAGAUGCUCCACCAGGACGGCGAGCCCAACCCCCUCCAUCACCACCACCCGCACGAGCAUCACAACCCACACCACCACCACCCGGCAGCGGGUCGCGGAACUGCUCGCCACCGCCGGCGCCCUGGGGAGGGGCCGGCUCAGAGUCCUGAUCAGGUGUCAGAGGUCACGUCUUCCAGGCCGGACGCCGGAGAGAGUCGGGGGGGCGAUCCACUUCCUGCGCCGCCGCUGCGCCCGGCCGUCGCUCGCUAUCGUCGUAUGGGCGACCCCAACCCCCGGCUCAGAGGUCAGACACCGAGGCAGCCAAUCAGAGAGCAGCAGGACUCGUCACAUGGGGAGGGCGAGAGGGAGGGGCCAGCGGAGGUGCAGCAGCGCUCUGCAGACGAGGCCGUAACCGACCAAUCACAGGACAGAGCAUCUCCUCACCUCGCUCCUGUUGCUGUGGUAACGCCCGCCCACCUCUCACCUGCGCCCGCCGCCAGCAACGAGCAACCUCACCCCCCCCACGCUCCUCACGCCGCGGCGGAGGAGGACCAGAGAGCGGCGUGCGAGGAGGAAGUGGAGGAAGUGAAGGAGAAGGAACAGGAAGAGGCGGAGGAGGAUGGAGACUGCUGCCCGGCAACAGGAACCUCCGUCUCCGGGCAGGCGGUGGUCGGGGGGGCGGAGGAGAGCGUGGCGGCGAGGGUGGAGGAGGACCAGGAGGAGGCGGCGGAGGACGCGGCCGCUCAGGGAAGUGAGAUCACGGAUCUGUGCUCGGACACGGAGAGCGCGGCGUCGCUCAGCAUGGACGGCCCCCUCCACAGCCCGCCGCCGCUCCAGUCCCCGACCCCCCCCUCCUCCCCCGACCUCCCUCCUUUCCCCCAGAUGGACCACUUCAGCGAGGACGCCAGCAUGAGCCCGGUGCCCGACCACGACCACGACCACGACCUUCUCCCGGAGGACGAGGACGAGGACUGCUCCGAGUCCUGCUCGCUGUCCCGCUCCACUUCCUGUUCCGAGUCGUACCCGAAGACCUACGCCGAGUUCUACUCCGAGUCGCAUCAGAAGUCGUACCCGGAGCCCGAGUCCUACGCCGAGCAGAACUCUCAUCCCAACUCGUUCCCCGAGCCGCUCAUGACCUCCUACCCGGAGUUACCCAGGGAGCCGUGCAGGGCGUCCAACCGGAGGGGCGGGCGCCACGAGGCGAGGGAGGAGUCGAGCCGGGAGGCGUUCACCAGCCACCGGGAGGAGAGGGUCUCCCCGACCUCUCCCACCAGGGGGUCCCAUCACGUCCCCAGGCAGGUCAGGGACCGCCGAGCCCACCACCCCCCCCUGGACCGCUCCGUGGGCUGCCGGCUGCAUCACUACGACGGCCAGUCGGACGGCGAGGGCGACAGCGGACGCCAGAGCCCGAUUCCCAAACCCCACCGGCGUGCAGCGAGACAAACGGAAGCCCGGGAGAACAAGAGCCCGUCGUCCGGGCACAGCAGCUCCGCCGAGGCCCUGGAGCCGCUGGGCGUGGGGGGGGCGGGCCCUGGGGACGCCAUCAGCCUGGCCAUCAAAGACAUCAAAGAGGCGAUCGAGGAGGUGAAGACGAAGACCGUACGCUCGCCAUACACCCCCGACCAGCCGGUGGAGCCCAUCUGGGUGAUGAGACAGGAAGUGAGCCCCACGGAGGAAGUGUACUCGCUGCAGAACGCCACCGGACGCUCUCCCUCUCAGUCCGAGCCGGAGUCUCCUUCCUGCUACGCCUCCGGUCCAAUGAGAGAGCAGCUCAGUCCUCGGAGGCCGGAGUCGUCCAGGUCCCUGCCCCCCCCCCAACACUACCACCAACAACACAACCCCCCCCACCACCUCCAGCAGAGGGACGCCACCGCCAGGCCGCCGCCGCAGACCUACACUCAGGCGCCACCACACGCACUCACGGCGCCGGGUCAACAGCGGCAGCUUCAGACGCUUCCCCCCCCACAGCCGAGGCCACAGGCGGAGCCACAGUCGCCUCUGCAGCAGCCGUCGGCCGAGGAGAUUCGCAGAUCUCUUCCCUCUUUUCCCACAUUCGUGGACGUCCUGGGACCAUGUGACCCCGAAGACCUUAUUGACGGCAUCAUCUUCGCCGCCACUUACCUGGGCUGCACCCACCUGCUGUCGGAGAGGACGCCGACAAAGAGCGCCCGCAUGCAGCAGGCGCAGGAGGCCAUGAGCCGAGUGAGGGCGGCUCAGAAACAGGCGAAGAACAGGAAGAAGAGUCCCGACGCCGAGGCUCCGUCCACCGCCGAGGUCGACCUCUUCAUGUCCACGCAGAGGAUCAAGGUCCUCAAUGCCGACACUCAGGAGUCUCUGAUGGAUCUGCCUCUGAGGACCAUCUCCUACAUCGCCGACAUCGGGAACAUGGUGGUGCUGAUGGCCCGGGGGAAGAUGGUUCGAUCCCGCAGCGCUCAGGACAACCUGGACCACGCCGCCGAGCAGACCACCAUGAGCCCGGACGACCGGCGCCUCUACAGGAUGAUCUGUCACGUGUUCGAGUCCGAGGACGCCCAGUUGAUCGCCCAGUCCAUCGGCCAGUCGUUCAGCGUGGCGUACCAGGAGUUCCUCCGCGCCAACGGCAUCGACCCCGAGGACCUGAGCCAGCGGGAGUACAGCGACCUGCUCAACACCCAGGACAUGUACAACGAUGACCUCAUCCACUUCUCCAAGUCGGAGAACUGCAGAGACGUUUACAUUGAGAAGCAGAAAGGAGAGAUCCUGGGCGUGGUGAUCGUGGAGUCGGGCUGGGGCUCCAUCCUCCCGACCGUCAUCAUCGCCAGCAUGAUGCACGCCGGGCCGGCCGAGAAGUCCGGGCGCCUGAACAUCGGAGACCAGAUCAUGACCAUCAACGGGACCAGUCUGGUGGGUUUACCGCUGAGCACCUGCCAGAGCAUCAUCAAGGGUCUGAAGUCUCAGUCCAGGAUCAAGAUGAACAUCGUCCGGUGCCCCCCCGUCACCAUGGUGCUGAUCCGCAGGCCCGACCUCCGAUACCAGCUCGGCUUCAGCGUCCAGAACGGCAUCAUCUGCAGCCUGAUGAGAGGAGGCAUCGCCGAGAGAGGCGGCGUCCGCGUCGGUCACCGCAUCAUCGAGAUCAACAGCCAGAGCGUCGUGGCCACGCCUCACGAGAAGAUCGUCCAGAUCCUGUCCAACGCCAUGGGCGAGAUCCACAUGAAGACGAUGCCGGCGGCGAUGUACCGUCUGCUGACCGCACAGGAGCAGCCCGUCUACAUCUGA